This is a messenger RNA of Etheostoma spectabile (orangethroat darter), 3216 nucleotides long. RefSeq names its product divergent protein kinase domain 1B (gene dipk1b). Gene Ontology annotation, molecular function: calcium ion binding. The transcript has 5 exons. Bases 964 to 2292 code for a protein of 442 amino acids. NCBI's taxonomy places the organism in Eukaryota, Metazoa, Chordata, Actinopteri, Perciformes, Percidae. The record is from RefSeq and is a predicted model, not a curated record.
GUGCACUCAGGGUUCAGAAAAUCUAAUCUAGACGUGAAGGGAGACUUUGGUCGACCACAGGUCAUUUGAAGAUAGAGAGAGCAUUCCUAUUGGCUGUCUGCGCAUGCAUUGCCCGUGCGACUGAGGGGAGAGGGGGAGCUGCAGGAUGAGGUCUCGCUCUACUUCAUAUUCUAGCAGGGCUUUUUUUGUUGCAUUUACCCUCUGCAGCUUUAACUGAAUCAGCAGAAUUUCAGUUCAAAUGUAGGCUAUGUAAAAACUAUUUUACUAGAUGAUCACUGCGGCUUGGCUGUCCACUGAUUAAAAUGUUUUGUGGCAACAGAGACGAACGGUUUUCUAUUGGCCGAAAUGUUUUUUCUUUGCACAAGGGGCUCUAGAGGCAAACCUAUGUAGGGGAAGGGUGCUGUUGACUUGUGCUUUUGAGACAGACAGUGACGCGCAGGCGGGAUUUAUGUCGGCGGUAUCAAAACAUUUCACGGCUGAGAACCCGCAUCUUUCCCUUUAAAGGCGUGCAGUGAUGCGUCGCUGGGAAACAGAGGUUGUAUGCUCAUCGGGAGACCCACCGUGUCACAUUUUUAUUUAAUCUGAUGAGAUAAUAGGAGACGAUGCUUUUGGAUUCGCCGGUGAUCGCGGCUGGCCUCUGAGGAGGAGAUAUUUAAUUCUGGGGUAAAAUUGAGAUUUUCUGGCGCAUUUGGUGCGCAAAUGUGAAAUUGCUCAAUUUCAAGGACGCAUCCUGAGCAUUUCUCCAGCUAAUGAUUUGUGUUGAAAGAUAGCAUUACGAAACCAUCAGGUGAGAUCCGGUGUUGUGUCAGCCCCGAGGCGUUUGUUGCAGUACAAACAAGCUGAAGGAAACAGGAUGGCAUAUAAGCUGCGCUUUAGAAUCAGACGUGGGUUUUGUGUAGGCUACUUGCGACGCAAGGCGUAGAUUUCCCGUAAUGUGAUCAGACUGCGAUCCGCGGUUUCUCGAUGCGCUAUCUCCGAACAGAGUCGCUCAUAAUGCCGAGGGCUUUGCGGAGACUGCUCCAUUUGGUCCUGUUCUGCCCUCUGUCCAAAGGUCUACAGAGUCGUCUCCCUGCCAUUAAGGUGAAGUACCUUCUCCUGGUAUGGCUGGGCAUCCUCAUCGCCAGCUGGGUCAUCUACAUGCAAUAUGCAUCUUACUCUGAACUCUGCCGGGGGCAUGUGUGCCACAUGGUCAUUUGCGAUCACUACAGAAGGGGCAUAAUAUCAGGAUCGUCCUGCAAGGCAUUGUGUGAGCAGAGAACCCUAACCCUGCAGCACUGCAUGUCCACCUCAUCUACAUAUCAGGUGUACAGUGGACUGUGGAAGGAAAGACCUGUUGUGAUCAAGUGCGGGAUUGAGGACCCAGUGAAGACUGAUGGGUCUCCAGGCUCUGUCUUGCGACAGGAGAUGAGCUUAUUUGACAAACCCACUCGUGGAACCUCUAUGGAUGAAUUCAAAGAGAUGCUGCACAGUUUCCUCAAGGCUAACCUCGGUGAGCAGCCAUCUUUGAGCACUUUGGUGGACAGGGUCAUUAACCUGGCUGAUGUCAACCAGGAUGGCAAAGUGUCCCUAGCUGAGGCCAAGUCCAUCUGGGCUCUUCUCCAGAUGAACGAGUACCUCCUGAUGGUGGCGCUGCAGGAGAAGGAGCACACUCCUAAGCUGCUGGGUUUCUGUGGAGACUUGUAUGUGACAGAACGUGUGGGCCACAGCUCCCUCUACAGGCUAGAGGUGCCUCAUUACCUGCAGGCCCUGGUCCCAGAGGCCCUUAGCACCAGUCUGAACCACUGGCUCGCACCAGCCUGGCCCCGCAGGGCUCGCAUCACCAUCGGCCUGCUGGAGUUUGUGGAAGAGGUCUUCCACGGGUCCUACGGGAGUUUCCUAAUAUGUGAUGCCAGUCCUCGCCAUGUGGGCUACAAUGCAAAGUAUGACUGCAAGAUGGCCAACCUGCGCAGUGUGGCAUCUGAGGCGGUUGUGCGGGGAUUUUUGAGAGGACGGCGAUGCGAGACUAACGCCGACUGCACCUAUGGCCGGGACUGCACGGCCACUUGCGAUCGACUAGUGAAGCAGUGCAACACCGAGGUUUUACAGCCCAAUUUGGCAAAGGUGUGCAUGCUGCUGCAGGAUUUUCUGCUUUUUGGAGCACCUUCAGACCUCCGAGGGGAUCUGGAAAAGCAGCUACGCACCUGUGUGACACUCAGCGGUCUGGCAAGCCAGAUGGAGGUGCACCACUCACUAGUCCUCAACAACCUGAAGACAUUACUGUGGAAGAAAAUUUCUAACACUCAGUACUCUUGAAAACAGGUUGUGAUUAUCCGUCCUGUACCUCUCUACACAAAGAGUGAAUUAAUACGUGAACAUGAGGAGUUUUUGCUUAUGAAGCUUUGCCAAAUGUCUUAGAGGGUGGUCGUCAUUAAUGUAUUUGUACUCUACGUUGACUGUGAAUAGCAGGAAACUGUGAAAUAAGGAAUAUACAAUAUGAAACAGUAGAUGAAGAAGACUAUUUCUUACUUUUGUUUUCCAAUGUAUUAUUUUUUUUAAAAGCACAUUCAUCUGUUUAGACAUAAUGCUCUCAGGGCACUGCCUACAACUUAAUUUGUAAAACAUCUGUGAGUAAACUGAGUUUUAAAAGUAGUUUAUAGAAUACUGUUUUGUCUGAGUCAGAAUGUCAAAUUUAACACGUGAUCAUUUUUGUACAACUGUGGUGGAACUCUGCUGUUUCCUGUGUGAACAAGACACAAAUAAUGGAUGGAAUAAUGCAUAAAUACAGCAUCACUCUCCCUCUUGGUAUUGACAAUGUAUUUAAAUCCACCUGGACAGACUGGACUUGUAAAUGAUCCUCAGACAUGAUUUAACUUGAAUUAACGUCUAAUCCAUGAAUAAACAGAUGUUGUUUAAAAUUGCAUUUAUCUAAAGUGCGUAGCUGGUGUCAGGACAGAAGAAGUCAAAAGUCAAAUAUUUGAGAAGUCAGGCAGAUGUUCUCUUAGAAAGUAAAUCACCUUUCUGACCUUUUAGAGCACUGAGUAUUGUAUAUGAUUGAAAACUGGGAUAACUUUCAGUUUUUCCUUCACAGGACCAACAUUUUUGUCAUAAUUCAUUUUGAGACUAUGAUUCUUUGAUUCAAGACACAAAACCCAUAUCAAUUUUAGUCAGCUAGAACUGGUUUUAUGUGCUAUUGUCAUUAUAUAGUGGCAGUUUCAGCAAUUGAGACAAGAAGUUAUU